AUGGGCUCCUUGUUCAGCGGGCUCUGGUCCCUCUUCAACCCGUCCCGCCACUACAAGCUGCUGAUCCUGGGCCUCAACAAUGCCGGCAAGACGUCUAUUCUCUACUACCUGCAGCUCGGGCACGCCAUCACGACCCAGCCGACGCUGGGCGGCAACGCGGAGACGCUGGACGUCACCCAUGGCGCAAACAACAAGACCAUUCAAAUCACCUGCUGGGACCUCGGCGGGCAGGAGCAGCUGCGUGACUCGUGGUCGCUCUACUACGACCAGACGGACGCCGUCAUAUUCGUGGUGGACGCCGCUGACGCCGCGCGCUUCCCCACGGCGCGGAAGGUGCUGCAUGGGCUCCUGAACGAAGAGCCCCGCCUUCGACAAGCGGUGCUGCUGGUGCUGGCAAACAAGCAGGACGUGCCGGGGGCGGCGAGUCCGGUAGAACUUAUGGAGGCGCUCGGUUUGGCGGCGGUGCAGGACCGCACGUGGACCUUGAUGGGGUGCAGCGCGGCGACCGGUGCGUCUCUGCGGGAGGCGAUGGCGUGGGUGGCGCAGAAGGUGUCGGAGCCUGCGGCCGGCGCAGUGUGA
Trypanosoma conorhini is the source of this 579-nucleotide messenger RNA. Its product is annotated as ADP-ribosylation factor. The transcript has a single exon. Bases 1 to 579 code for a protein of 192 amino acids. NCBI's taxonomy places the organism in Eukaryota, Euglenozoa, Kinetoplastea, Trypanosomatida, Trypanosomatidae. The record is from RefSeq and is a predicted model, not a curated record. Gene Ontology annotation, cellular component: cytoplasm; Golgi apparatus. Gene Ontology annotation, biological process: vesicle-mediated transport; intracellular protein transport. Gene Ontology annotation, molecular function: GTP binding; GTPase activity.